AUGGAUAGACAGGAUGGAGUAAUCGCCCGACUCGAGGGUGUGACGAAGCAAUACGAGGUGGGCGAUGCCAUUGUCUCUGCGCUCAAGGAUGUAAGCCUUGACAUCCUCGAAGGUCAGUUCGUGGUGCUUCUGGGACCCAGCGGCUCCGGCAAGACGACUCUCUUGAAUAUGAUUGGCGGGCUGGACGUCCCAACUCGUGGACAGAUUUGGGUGGGCGGCAGCGAGAUUACCAACAUGAACGAAGCCUCGCUGACCAUGUACAGGCGUAAGCAAGUGGGGUUUAUUUUUCAGUUCUUCAACCUCGUCCCUUCGCUCACCGCCGGAGAGAAUGUGGAGAUGGUCGCUGAACUAACGGGAAACAAGCGUAACGCCAUACCCGCACUCCGCUCUGUCGGUCUUGGCGACCGUAUAGGCCACUUUCCUGCACAGCUCUCGGGCGGCGAGCAGCAGCGAGUCGCGAUUGCCAGGGCAUUGGCGAAGGGUCCUUCGAUCCUGCUUGGGGAUGAACCAACGGGCGAUCUCGACUAUGAGACGGGCAAGAUGAUUCUGGGCCUGAUGAGGCGCAUCAAUCGAUCUGAGAACGCCACGAUCCUUCUGGUGACUCACAACGUGGCGAUAAGCCGUAUGGCCGACCGCGUUAUAAGAAUGCGCAGCGGAGAGAUAGUCGAGGAUAGAGCGGCGGAAAAUCCGAUUCACCCCGAAGACCUUGAGUGGUAG
Molecule: messenger RNA, 717 nt
Organism: Geodia barretti
Lineage: Eukaryota; Metazoa; Porifera; Demospongiae; Tetractinellida; Geodiidae
Source: the annotation of a GenBank genome assembly